This is a messenger RNA of Cyphellophora attinorum, 1359 nucleotides long. RefSeq lists its product as uncharacterized. The record is from RefSeq and is a predicted model, not a curated record. The coding region runs from base 1 to 1359 and encodes 452 amino acids. Gene Ontology annotation, molecular function: FAD binding; monooxygenase activity. The transcript is spliced from 2 exons. Lineage: Eukaryota; Fungi; Ascomycota; Eurotiomycetes; Chaetothyriales; Cyphellophoraceae.
AUGGCUCAACCCACAUCUGAGUCUACAAUCAAUCCAACCACCAGGAAAACACUAAAACUCCUCAUCGCGGGCGCUGGACUUGCCGGCCUCACAGCAGCCUACGUGCUCGCAUCUCGUGGCCACCAUGUCCUCCUAUACGAUGCGCGCCGCUCAGCGCCCUCCACAGGCGGUGGAAUCAUGAUCCGGCCAAACGGCUCGAGGCUCUUCACAGCUUGGGGUUUAGGAUCCUACUUCGCUCCCAUCUGCGACGAAAGCCCGUCUACGGCAUUUUAUAACCUUGAAACCGGCGCUGGUGGUGAGAGGCGGCAGGCGGUGGACGUCAGUCCGUGGCCCGACUGGGGACUCAAUCGGCGACAGGCUUGGAAUGUUCUUCACGAAGCUGCGACUCGUGUAGGGGUUCAAAUCAAAUGGGGGACGGCCAUCGAUGGUUUCAUGGCUCGAGGUGAUGGCGUGCGAGUUCGGCUACACGGCGCACGGAUGGAGGAUGUCGAUCUCGUACUUGACGCUACUGGUGCGCACAGCAAGUUGCGGCCUGCGGUGCUGGGCAUACCUCGCGACCAAGCGGCCACGUGCAAUCCACGAAUUGUGCAGGGGACUGCUUAUUCGGUUUCGGUGAAAGCCGCCCAGAUCGCUUCCCACCCAGAUGCUCGCAAUCUGCUCUCAGAGACUACGCUGAAGGUAUGGAUGGGCGGUAAAGAUCGAUACGUAGUGCAGCGCCACCACGAAAAGAACGGCGAAGUAUCUCUCCUCUGUUUCAUCAGCGACGACGAAACACAGGAUAUGAAAGGCUUCUGGGACGAAGACGGAGACAUCGAGCACCUUCGCUCCCUUGUCAGAGGACGCAUGGCACCGGCGCUGUGGGCUUGUCUCGAGACGGCCGAUCAUUGUGCUCGCUGGAAGUUCUGCGAGAUGCCCGGUCUCGAUCAUUGGGUCGGCAAGAAUGGUAGGAUUGCUCUGCUCGGUGACAGCGCACAUGCUAUGAUCCCAAACGCGGCCCAAGGCUUCACGCAGAUCGUCGAAGACAUUGGCGUCCUGGACUACUUGCUCCACGAACGACAACCUGAGCUUCCGGUGACGGAAGUGAUGAGACUCUGGGAACUAAUCCGCAUUCCACGAGUGAAUCUCGUCAAGGAUUUCGCGCGAUGGAACACAGAUGCGUUCACCGGUACUACGCCGCCGUCCGAAUGGGCGCGGAAUGAGCAGGCAAAGACGGUAGAGGUGUCGUUGAAGAACGUGAAGCCGGAUUCACAGGCGAAGUUCCGGUCGGGUGCUUUCCUGAAAUGGGUCAUGGACUAUGAUGCUGUUAGCGAGGCGAGGAGGUAUGUCGAUGCGAGACAGGCGAGCAGACCGCGGUUGUGA